UUGAACCCAUUUCUGACUUCACGUGUCCUUCUCCUUUCUUCCUUAUCCUUUUCCUUCUCUCCUCACGUUAAAAAAGCUCUGUCCUCCAAGAAAGAGAGGAAGAGAUAAAAUCGAAAAAAAAAAAUAAUAAUAAAUAAAUUUGUUGUGAGAGUUUGUUUUUGGGUAGUGCAUAUGGAGGAUAGCAAGAGAGCAGCCAAGGCUUUUGUUGAUCAAUAUUUCCCCGUGAACGAUCCGAAGCCCAACUCUACCGAUGUCUUUGAGGACCUCUUCCCAUCAAACUCGAAGAAGCAGGUCCGUGAUCACGAUCUUCUGUCUUCUCAGGUGUCUCCCAAGAAGCAGGGGCAUGGGGUUCAGGGUUGGAGUGCUCGGAUGGCAACUGCAGAUUGCAAACAUCAAGGUGACUCCAACAAAAGCCAGAUCACACCUCAAGAGAGCGGCAAUGAUGCCGAACAUAGCGAAGUUUCGGAGCCGUGCCUGAUGAGCUCGUCUGUUGAUUAUGGUUGCCGGGAUAACUACCCAUAUAAUCCGGACAAUCGAUAUCCUGGCCCUUCAUAUUAUGUAGAGAAGAAGGAUAGAAAGGAUGGUUCAGAGUAUGCAAACAUUGAAGUUGCCGGAGGAGCAGAAUGGUGGCAAGGUUCACUCUACUACUGAAGUUCAACCAAGGCUCGCCACUCUCUGUUUAAUCAGGAAGAAGGUAGUUUAGAAUUUUGAGCUCUUGAUAAAAUUUGUUCAUUAUGCCAACAUAUUUAUGCUUUUUUUUUUGAAGCUCUACAUUGUUAG
Messenger RNA from Asparagus officinalis (garden asparagus), 780 nucleotides. RefSeq lists its product as uncharacterized. Lineage: Eukaryota; Viridiplantae; Streptophyta; Magnoliopsida; Asparagales; Asparagaceae. The record is from RefSeq and is a predicted model, not a curated record. The coding region runs from base 172 to 651 and encodes 159 amino acids. The transcript has 5 exons.